Messenger RNA from Zalophus californianus (California sea lion), 1803 nucleotides. It is a transcript of the gene BAG2, whose product is annotated as BAG cochaperone 2. Lineage: Eukaryota; Metazoa; Chordata; Mammalia; Carnivora; Otariidae. Gene Ontology annotation, biological process: protein stabilization. The record is from RefSeq and is a predicted model, not a curated record. Bases 144 to 779 code for a protein of 211 amino acids. The transcript has 3 exons. Gene Ontology annotation, molecular function: adenyl-nucleotide exchange factor activity; protein-folding chaperone binding.
GUCCUCCCGGGCCGCCCCCCGCGGGCGUCAGAGGGAGGCGGGCGCCCCGCGCGGUGACGGCGACGCCUGCGGCCGCCGGACUUUCCACUCGUUGCCACCGGAGAGGCCGGUGACCUCUUGGCCGCCCCGCCUCGGAGGCUCAGAUGGCUCAGGCGAAGAUCAACGCGAAAGCCAACGAGGGGCGCUUCUGCCGCUCCUCCUCCAUGGCCGACCGCUCCAGCCGCCUGCUGGAGAGCCUGGACCAGCUGGAGCUCAGGGUGGAAGCUUUGAGAGAAGCAGCAACUGCCGUUGAGCAAGAGAAAGAAAUCCUCCUGGAAAUGAUCCACAGCAUCCAGAAUAGCCAGGACAUGAGGCAGAUCAGCGACGGAGAAAGAGAAGAAUUAAAUCUGACGGCAAACCGUUUGAUGGGACGAACGCUUACCGUUGAAGUCUCUGUGGAAACAAUUAGAAACCCCCAGCAGCAAGAAUCCCUAAAGCAUGCCACCAGGAUUAUUGAUGAGGUCGUCAGUAAGUUUCUGGAUGAUUUGGGAAAUGCCAAGAGUCACUUGAUGUCACUGUACAGUGCAUGUUCAUCCGAGGUGCCACCUGGGCCUGUUGACCAGAAGUUUCAGUCCAUAGUAAUUGGCUGUGCUCUUGAAGAUCAGAAGAAAAUUAAGAGAAGAUUAGAGACUCUGCUUAGAAAUAUUGAAAACUCUGACAAGGCCAUCAAGCUGUUAGAGCAUUCUAAAGGAGCUGGUUCCAAAACUCUGCAACAAAAUGCUGAAGGCAAAUUUAAUUAGUUUUGAAACAUAGGAGCACUUAUAAAUAAUGACAUAAAAAUGAUUAAACAUUUGUUCUUUGUGUUAGGCAUAACAUUUGAUACUGAUUGUUGUUUCACAUGAGGAAGAUAUUCCAGUGUCAUCAGUUUUGUGAAUAACACAAUUAAAUCUAGAAAUAUUUUAAUUAUCUUUCUAGAAGUUUUUAGAUUGAAUUCAUGUCUUGUAUUAGGCUCUAGCACCUAAUAUAUAGAAUAUAUAUUUUUUACUAUUCUGUGGAUAAAUACUUAGUAUAUAGGAGAGAGUAACUGCUCAGCCUGGGCCAAAAGCAUUAUUGUUCUUUCUUGGGCUUUGUCUGGCAUAGAGAUCCUCGGGCACAUGGGGCAUUUGGUUGACUAGAAAUUCUUGACAAACUUACCACUCAUCUACUGUUAAGUAAGUAGUGUGCUUAAAAGGACAAAAGGAAUCACAAAAUAAGAAUCGUUCCCAACAUCUUCUUUUUCAUAAAGCACUUUUUUUGGACAUCUGUAUCAAAUUAUUUUGAAUUUAAGAUUUAUGCAUCUGAUAAAUGAAUAUAUUUCUUGAUAUAUAUGAAAACAUGACAUAAAGUGUGAAAGAAUUCACAUCUAAUGUUAUCACUGUGAACAACUAUAUGUCCACUUCAUCUUUUUCCAAAUGCAUCAUUUCUCUAAAUUUUUAGUCAUUGCAGAAAUACAGUGUUGUAACUUGCCUUUUUUAAAAAAUGCUGCUAUAAAGUCUGUUUGUCAACUUUAAAACCUCUAUCCUGUAUUGUUGUAUAAUUUACUUCCCCAUUCCCCUCAUUGGACAUUUAGUUUGUUUCCAGUUUGUUGCUUAUUCCUGCAACAUAUUUAUAUACAGAGACUUUUUUCCUUCUUUCUUUUGUUUUUGAUUUUCUUUGUAUAAAUUCCCAGUAGUGGGAUUUACUGGGUCAAAAGGUAUAUACAUUUUCAUGGCCUGACAUAUUUCCAAAUUUUUUUGUAUGAGACUUACACCAAUUUGUACAGUCUUCAGUAAUUAAAAUGUAGCU